AUUUCUGCAAUAUCCCAAAUCGAGUACGCGCAUUCACCGGCAGCUCUGAACAUCACCAUAAGCGUGUGCGCGCAAAGAAGAAAUAGCCUAACAGGACAACGGAGACGCGGUGGCUUGGAAAAGAAAGACAAAAUCUAAGACUGCGAAAUGGAGUGCGCUUCUGAAUGAAAUUCAGAUGUUUUUGUCGACGGACACAUACAGGUGAUUAUUACGACAAUGCGCGACGCCUCUCGCUGAUGUUCCAGAUUUCGUUAAAUUUGCUCUCGCACGUCUGCGGAAGAUCCAUCAUUGAGAUCUUGACAGCAUUACAGCCGAUGAGAGGUGCACCGGAUAUACUAUUUAUACCCAGACACACAGAGCAGCAAUAAUGCGUAUUGUCGAUUUUGUCACAGACAUUUGUUUUGCAAUGUAAUCUCAGUCGUCUCGCCUGUUUUCUAGAACGGAGGUGGAAAGGAACAGAACGGGAUUUUUUUUUUUCACCGAAUGCAUUAUCAUAACAAACCUCCCAUUAAUUAUUUAAUUGAUUCAUGAUCAGUUCUGGUGUGACAAAAAGACUUUUUCUAUCUGGCAAAUCAAAUCAAGGACGGACACCGCUUUACUACUUCAAAUCAGAUCAAAUCUUUAUUUAUCUCCAGUUAGUGGACUCGCGGCUGAAGCGCAUUUCUGAGGGUACCGGUGGGGUAGAUAGGGGGAGAUAGAGUCGCCGGAAAUAGCAGAAACAAAUCACAGGAGAGUAGACGGUUGGGAGCAAGCGAGAAAAAAUGCUACCUUCGCAAGAAGCCUCAAAGAUUUACCAUGACAACUAUAUGCGUAACUCUCGAGCCAUUGGUGUCCUGUGGGCCAUCUUCACCAUCUGCUUCGCCACCAUCAACGUGGUAGUCUUCAUCCAGCCUUACUGGAUCGGGGACAGCGUGAGUACACCACAUGCCGGUUACUUCGGGUUGUUCCAUUACUGUGUGGGCGACGGUAACUCGAACCGGGAGCUGAUUUGCCAGGGAACAUUUUCCGACUUCAGUUCCAUCCCGUCCGGCGCGUUUAAGGCGGCCUCUUUCUUCGUGCUGCUGUCCAUGGUGCUCAUUUUGAGCUGCAUCGCCUGUAUGGCGCUCUUCUUCUUCUGCAACACCGCCACCGUCUACAAAACCUGCGCUUGGAUGCAGCUGCUUUGCGCUGUGUGCCUGGUGCUGGGCUGUUUGAUUUUCCCAGAUGGCUGGGAUGCAGAGGUCAUCCGGGAUAUGUGUGGAGAGGAGACAGGAAAGUACACACUGGGAAACUGUUCAGUGCGCUGGGCUUACAUACUGGCCAUCAUCGGCAUCCUAGAUGCUCUCAUCUUGUCCUUUCUUGCAUUUGUCCUCGGAAACCGCCAGAACGACUUUAUGCACGAGGAAAUCAAGGCUGAAAGUAAAGAUUUGGCAGUGUCCAGGCAACCUCUACGUGUAGGGUCUUCUCUUCGAGUGGAUGGAAUUGAGAUCCGGGAUACGAAGGACCCUCGAUUCGCUGUCCAGCGGUUUCCGUGAGGAGACAGUAUCCUCCCUCCUUUAUCUUCUACCCCAUCCCUCUCUCCUUGUCCUCAGGCCUGUGUCUCUAAACUCAGUCAGGAUGCUGCUAGUUCAGCUCUUUGUAAUAUAGAAAAAGACUGGAGUACACUUCAAGAAGAGAACAUAUUCAACAUACACCUAUUUAAAAACCAUGAGAAUUUAAAACCAAUAAAAAGAAGAAAAGAUCAGCUUUACAUAAACCAACAACUCUGGGAAAGUAACAAGUUACACAUAUUACUACUGUUAUUUAAUAAUGCUUUGAUGACAAUUAUGAUGAUAGUCAUGAUUAUGCUUGCAACAGCGAUAUUAUGUUCAGACUUUCAUAUUUUAUCUAAAAUGGGGAACAUAUUUCUAGCUUUAAGAAAAUAUAAUGAAUCAAUGCAUAUGUACAAGAGAUUGGGUGCUACUCUGGACACGCAGAUGAAAAGGAAAAACAUCAAGCCAAAAAUUUAAAUAAAACAAAAAAGAAAAAAAAAAAGAAAAAAAGAAACAUUUUGUACAGCACAAGAUGUAAUUUUGAAGACCAUCUUUUUCUGACAAAUUUUGAAUUCCCCUCUUUGUACAUGUGGUCAGCAAUCAGAGUUAAUUGAUUAAUUAAAUAGUUAAUUUGUAAAUUCUAUAUUUAUAUGGAUACAGGGUACAGCCAUUAAGCAUUUAUUCACCCACAUCAUAUUCCUUCUACAAACUGGAGUGGAUUUAUCAGAUUUAUUAUUUGAUCUCAGUUCACCUGAAGGUACCAAUAAUCAUUCUAUGACUGUGCAGCAGAAAAGACUAACAACAGUUCUAUCCCACAGACAUUUAAUUUGGCAUGCAAAUCUCUUCUUACAUUUCUUUUUUACAGACACGUCCUCUCUUGAUAUUUCCUUUUUCAUCAAACCUUUUAGACAGAGUGAGAUGCAUUUAUCAAUAGUGAUUAGCACAUGAACAUUCUUCGGACUCUGUUACAUGAAUUUCAUAAUUAAUCAUUUUGUGCAUCUUUUCAUUGUCAUUAGACCAAGAUGAAAUUUUGUUUUGUUGUUUUCAUUAAUCAUUUGUCUUGAGGAAAAGCCCUGCAUGCUGCAUUUUACUCAGGCCCAACAUGUUCUUAUCUGCCAUCGCCCACAUUAGAGCACAGUGGUACAGCACAAAGAUAUCCGUAACACAUCUAGGUGACUACUGAGACUUGGUACACAGUCAUGAAAAUGACUACCUCUGUGUUUCCAAGGCAAGAUGUGUAGCACAAUUAUUCACACAAUUUCUAGGCAUAAACUCACCAUACAUUCAAUGGACUGAUGUGACUUCAUAUGCAAAAUGCAACAACCAAUUCUCAUAAUGAUAUCAACAGUACCAGUUCCAUAUUAAUAUUUUGUUAUAAAUUUCUUAAAUAUCUGCACCACGGUGUACCAUUCAAACUAAAUCUGAACUUGUGUGCAAAAUCAAUAUUGGUCGAAGGUUUUACUUUGUUCCAAUUGUGUUUUUACCAACAUCUCCCUCCACUUUCUUGUAAUGGCAUGAUUUCGGCUAAGUGGCAGGAACUAACACAGACCAGCAUGGUGUACUGGACACCACCAGUUAGGAUCAUCUCAAGAGGAAAGCCCUAUUGGGGGUAGGUCUGGCCCCUUGUCUACAGCCCCUUGACUGGUGGAUUUCAGAGAUGACAUGAGAAGGACUCAGAGCUGAAAAUAAAAUGUGACGUACUCCAUGGUGCUUAAACCCUCCUCACCCUUAGAUAAAGACUGCUUUGCUGCUCCCCAUCUACCUCAGCCUUGAACCCCUCCUACUCUAUUUUCUUGAUAUGCUCCGCUGGGAGACAAGCUAGAGAUGAAUGCUGAGAUCAGACGGAGAGUGGGGGUAUGAGGAGCAGGAAGAAUAGACUGCAUUGGACUUUGAGACUAAUGGGUUUCUAUUUCAUUAUCUUAAAAUACAGCUUCUUCAUAAACUCCCUGCAUCCCAUCACUUACCUACACUACCGGUAAAAGGUUAGGGAAUGCUAAGACAUUUUUUGUUUGUUUUAAGGAACUUAUUCACCUAGGAUGCAUGAAAUUGAUCAGAAAUCAGUGUAAAGACAUUUACAAUGUUACAAAUGCUGUAUUUCAUACAGCUGUAUUAUAAAGGCGGCAUUAUUCAAACUCUGUUUAUCAAAGAGUCUUACAUGUGCAGCAUGGAUUCAAGCAGCUUAUUUCUGCAGCAAGUGUUUUGGCUUGUAGGGCACUUGAAACUUAAAUUCAUCCAUCUGUAAUACCUUUUAAAAAUAAUAAUAACAAUAGUAAUUUACAGUUCAUUCUUUAUGUUUUCAUGCCUAUUUAAGCACUUUCUUCUGCCAGAGUCAUUUAAAGGCCAAACAGCAUGUUGAAGCUGGACCUUAUUGUGUACUAUUCAUUGAAGGUUCUAGCUGAGAUGUCUUUUUCUCAAACUAGAGAUGAGUUUUGCAUCUGGGCUGUCCACUUCUCUCUAUGUGGUAGUUAGAUCCAGUUUGCUUUCUUUUAAGACAAUAAUAGACUGAUGUUUCUAGAAAAAUGUUUGUUUUUGCCCAUUUUUCAAACCAAAUAAUUGCCUGAAAUGUCAUUAAGCUGCAAAAUUAUUUGUGCUAAUAAUAUGAAAGGUUUUGUGAUUACAAAACAGGCACAUUCAAGGGAAUUCUUAAAGACUUUAUAACAAAAGGUUUUCUUAACUGGAACAAUGGCUUCUGAAAAUAGUGCUUUGUCAUCACUGCUUAAAUUACCAGUUAAGAAACCGGUUAUUUUCAGUUAUUAUAUAAAAGUUUAAUUGCAUUUUGUUUUGAUUGAUUCUUUCAAAAACAGAAAAAUGUCUUGGUUUUGCCAAACUUGGUAGUGUAUUUCUAUAUCCAUCAUCCAUUCACAUUUCAUUCUGUACAGUACAUCAUACAUUCAAAGAAAUUCAUAGCCCAGGUAAAACUAAAAGAAAAACAUAUUUAAUGGUAAAUUCAACCUGGGUGCACUGUGCUGUUCAAUCUUUAUUUGACAUGAAAAUCACAAAGCAUAGACUCACAUACACACCCCCAAUGACAGCUAGUUAUUUCUGAAAAUUUGGCCACCUCAGGGGCAGUGUAUUUCUGCAGUAUUGAAUAUAAUUUCUUUUUAAAGCCAUUUAAAUUCUUUGUUUGUCUUCAUGCCUGUAGCCUGCACUGAGCAAGGGUUAUGGCAUAGUAACUUUAAUUUAUUCAAGAUAAUAUGUUGCAAUUCCAGAUCCAUCCACCUUGCACUAUAUAUAAUGGGUUGUGAAAAUUCAUUGAACGUUACCAUAACCAUUUCCCAGCUGUUUUUACAAAUUAACUGAUUUAUGCAACAUAUUUUCAUCUUGACACAGUGUAGAUAUAGAAAGAAAAUUUUUUGAGAGGAAUGUACUGGACUGCCAGUAUUCUGAUCAUAGUGUAAAACUAAUUUGAUAUUUACGUGUUGGUCUUAGCUGUUAUCUUCAUUACUACACAACAUUCAGUUAAUCUCAUGUGAAACAACAUUGUCAUCCAACAUCCGGUCAUUGAUAUUUAAAUUUUAAAAACAAGCUUUGGUAGGCCCAUGUUACUGAAGGCUUAGUAGUGUUUCAUUUAUUUUUCGUUUAUUAUUUUUCAUUUUUGCUUUAUCUUCUGUCUUGCAACACUUUUUUUAUUGAUCUACAAUUUAAAAAUAGAAAUAAAAAUAAAAAGCAAAAAAAGAAUAAAACGUGCCAAAAUUAAAGAACAAGACUACUGUGGAAAGAUAUGACAAGGUUGAUUUCUGAAGUUCACAUUGUCUUUUCUUGUGCUUCACGUGUUUAAUGCCUCUCUUUUGAAGAUUAUUGCUUUUUGCUCUAGUUGUAAAUGUUUUCCCCCUCUGAUCUUUCUGGAAUGCUGUAACUUCUAAAUUAAACAAACAUGUAUAAAAAUAUUUCUGCAAGUCAUAGGGGAGUGCAACAUAACUGACAUCGUCACCAUCACUGAAACAUUGUUGGUGUUGUUGUUUAAAAUAUUAAAAAACAAAAAACAUGUAUCAGUACCAUGUUAUGGGUUUAUUUU
Messenger RNA from Labeo rohita (rohu), 5526 nucleotides. RefSeq names its product LHFPL tetraspan subfamily member 4a (gene lhfpl4a). Gene Ontology annotation, biological process: sensory perception of sound; gamma-aminobutyric acid receptor clustering. The transcript is spliced from 5 exons. Gene Ontology annotation, cellular component: inhibitory synapse; plasma membrane; postsynaptic membrane. Bases 762 to 1514 code for a protein of 250 amino acids. Gene Ontology annotation, molecular function: GABA receptor binding. The record is from RefSeq and is a predicted model, not a curated record. NCBI's taxonomy places the organism in Eukaryota, Metazoa, Chordata, Actinopteri, Cypriniformes, Cyprinidae.